CAUGUCCGUAGCCUGAAGAGACUGUAAAGUAUGUGUCCUGAUGAAACUGUGGCCUGAGGAGACUAUAGAGACCCCAUCUCUGCUAUUUCCCGGUAUCCGGCAGCCGGAGCCCAUCCGAUCCCUCGACCCUCGUCGCCCCUUCAACAACAACAACGUUUAGUGGAGUGUGUAACUCCAGGCAAUAGAUGGCACUGUUAUUAUGCCAUCUGGCAACCUCUUAACUACACGUUGGGGUUGUGUUAGUAUCGGCUUGAGAUGCUUUCUCGUCCUUGUAGCGAGUGUUGAGUGGUAACAACAAGCAUCAGCUGGGGGGAACUGCAAGCACCGCUGGGACAAGCCAAGUCGCUGGGUUCAGCCUCAAGUGUCUUGACACACUCACAGGGACACACUCACCAGGACACACUUGCGGUGGAGUGCACCAGUAGCAGGGAGGUGGGGUCGCUGCUGGCUGCUCUACACACACUGCGUUCUCAUAGUCCAAGGUGGUGCUAUAUUCGCAGUUUAUCAUAAGGAUCAUGACAGAUCCCGGAGAGGACAUGAAAGGCACCCCGGGAGGAGGGAAGACGUUGGAGGGCACUCCAGAGGGAGAGGAGAUGAUGGAGGCCACUCCUGAAGGAGAGGAGAUGAUGGAGGCCACUCCAGAAGGCGAGGAGAUGGAGGAGGACGCUGAAGACACAGACUCGGACUCCCAGGAUGAGGACGAUGACGUUCAGAAUAAGCGGGAGGAAGAACUCAAGCAGAAGGUGAAGGACCUUCAAAAGCAGUUGGAAGGCAACAACCUAUAUUAUGAUGGGCAUGUAAAUCUAAUAGCAGUGUUACGGGAACUCUUUGAACUUGAAGAAGCAAGACACGCUAGACAGAGAAUGAGUGAGGUAUACCCUUUGACACCAGAGUUGUGGUUGGACUGGAUUCGAGAUGAGCAAAAAGUGUGUACAUCAGACGAAGAGAGGCAGUACAUUGUUGAAUUAUUUGAACGUGCAGUAAAAGAUUAUACAAGUGUGCAACUGUGGGUAGAAUACGUCAUGUUCAUGCUGGGUAGUGGUGACGUGGUAGCAACCAGAGCCAUUGGAGAACGUGCUCUCACUGCUGCAGGGACUCACGUUGCAGAAGGUGUGUUGACAUGGCAAGUUGUACUGCUGGUGGAGAAGCAGAUAUAUGCAGGCCUACAGAAGGCUGGUGCCAUUCAAUCAGAAGAGGAGGUAAAAGAGCAAGAAAAACAGCUUCAUAGAAUCCAAGGACUGCUUCGAAGACAGAUGAGGGUUCCGCUACUGAACUGUGAUUCAGAGUCACUCCUUGAGGAAGCCUCGGAAUAUUUUGAUGGUAAAGUUGACUCUCAUAUGAAAGAGGAUCUAAAAAAGACUCAGAAAAAAUUAAAUGAGAAAAUUCCUUAUGAACAUGAAUUGCUCAGAGCUGAAAAUGAUGUCGACAAACUGGCUACAUAUCGACGUUAUAUUGCGCAUACGAAGGAAACGGAUAAUCCUGCUGCUGUUCAGAGUUUAUACGAAAGAGCUGUCACCGAUCACUGUCUUGAUGUUGGUUUGUGGGAGGAAUAUGUUACUUUCAUUAUGCAUCAGUUUCCUGGGUUAGACUAUGUUGUUUUACCCGUGUGUGAGCGCAGCCAGAGAAACUGUCCAUGGUCUGCAACCCUCUGUGAGCUCCACAUCACAGCUUUGCAGAUGUUUCAAUCAGAGAAUGAAGAUAUUACAUCUAAAGUAAAAGGUGCUCUGGAGAAAGGCCUCGGUUGUGGUAUUCAGUCGGGGCAUGAAGCUACUCGCAUGUGGAUGGCGUACCUCAUAUAUUUGCGGAGGCAAAUCCCAUGGGAUGAGCCUCAUGAACCUCGGCUGCGAGCUUUUAAAGAAGCAGGAGAGCAAGCUAUACGCAUGAUUGAUGAGCAUUUUGGUGAAGAUGGAGACAUUGAGAGUAAAAUCCCUCGCUUUCUGUCUCGUAUAGAAGCAGAAUUUGCUCGUGAUGCUGAAAGAUCAAGAGAAAUUUGGAACGACAUCAUCAUGAGAAGAAACAAUAACUUUAAGAAUGCAAAGCUAUGGCUAGAGUUUAUCAACAUAGAAAGGAGUUAUGGUUCAGAGAAGCACUGCCGCAAGCUCUUCCGUCGUGCUCUGGAACGUGUCUGGGACUGGGUGGAAGACAUAGGCUCUGCUUACCAGUGCUUUGAGCAGGAAGUUGGAACAUUAGAAACAAUGGAGGACUUCACCAAAAGAUAUAAAGAUAGGAUGGCUAUUGUAAUUCAAAAGAGGGCAGAAGACGCUGCAAAGUUAGAGAUGGAGAACCAAGCUGGCGGUGAUAAAAGCUAUGGAAAGAAACAAAAAGAGAAAACAAAUAGAAGGGAGAAGAAUAAACCAAACCAAUCAAGAGGAAUGAGUCACCAGUCACAGGAAAGUGCUGUGUUUAAAGUUCCUCAUCCAGUCAUAAAGGGAUCCAAAGCCUUCAAACAAGAUUUAACAAAUGCAAGCUCAGCAUUCACCAGUACUCCAGAUUCAAAGAGUUUUGUUGCACCACCGUCAGGCUUCAAGGGUGAUGUUGCACCACCUCCAGGCUUCAAGGGUGACGUUGCACCACCACCAGGCUUCAAGGGUGAUGUUGCACCACCUCCAGGCUUCGAGGGUAAUAUUGCACCACCUCCAGGCUUCAAAGAUGAUGUUGCACCACCGCCAGGCUUCAAGGGUAAUAUUGCACCACCUCCAGGCUUCAAGGGUGAUGUUGCACCACCUCCAGGCUUCAAGGGUGAUGUUGCGCCACCGCCAGGCUUUAAGUCUCAAGUAUCUGCUCUAUCUAAAGGGUCCAAGAGAGAAGCAGAGAAAUCAGAUGAUGAGUCACACACAAAGAAAAUAAAAAUUGAGCAACAGUAUGGGGUUCUCACAGAGCUAGAUCCAAAAGAUGAAUUGUGUACAGUCUUCCUUAGCAAUUUGGGUUUCACUACUGGGAAGGAGGAUGUAAUUCCUGUGUUUAGUAAAUGUGGUGAGAUAGCAGAUUUUAGGCUGGUUAAAGACUUCAAAUGCCGAAGCAAAGGCUUUGGAUACCUUGUUUUUGAAACUCGUGAAGCUGCUGUGAAAAGCUUAGAGCUGGAUCGAACUCUCAUUAAUGAACGACCUGUUUUUGUUUCACCUUAUGACCCUGAUAAUCAGACUCAAAAAUUCAAGUAUUCAUCAAGUCAGGAAAGAGACAAAUUAUUUGUAAAAGGAUUGCCAUUUUCAAUGACGGAAAAGGAAAUAAGAGAGGCCUUUGAACCCCAUGGUGAGAUUAAGGCUCUGCGGCUGGUCACAUACAGAAAUGGUCACUCAAAGGGCACUUGUUACAUAGACUACAAUGAUGUUGCUACAGCAGAAAAAGUUCAAAAAGCUAUGGAUGGCAUAGAGCUGGAAGGAAAGACUAUUUCUGUGGUCAUCAGUGAUCCAUCAGCCAAAAAGAAUUCAAAUAACCAAGAAAUGUCAGUUCCAGAAGGAGGACUUUUAGGAGGUGGCAACAAAGGUAAAAAAGCAGCUGGCACUCGGGGUCGAAGCAUGUUCAGCUUGAUGCCGAGAGCUCUGUUACGGGCCCCUGUGACUUCCGCAGAUUCUCCAGAAACCUCCACUACAGAAACUCCAACAAAGAAAAUGAGUAAUGAAGACUUCCGAAAUAUGCUUUUGAAAAAGUGAACUAAUAGUUCAUUUGUAUUUAAUUUGAUUAUUAAUGUUUAUAAAGUUUGGGUACAGAAGCUCGGCGAUAAUGUGUUUCAAAUAUACAGUACUGUAUACUGAUGUGUGUUAAAAUAUUUUGUUACCUGUACUUGGACUUUGUAUAAGGAUGUACUAUAUUUACUAUAAUUGACAGUUGAGGCUGACACUGUAAAUAGUUAAGAAUUACAAUGUUGAACUUCAACUGACUGACACACACAUACAGGGGGGGAGCUUGUGGCUGAGUGGACAGCUCUUGGGACUCGUAAUCCUAGGCUCCGGGUUCAAACCCUUGCGAUGGCAGAAAACAAAUGGGCAGAGUUUCUUUCACACUAAUGCCCCCGUUACCUAGCAGUAAAUAGGUACCUGGGAGUUAGAUAACUGUUACAGGCUGCUUCCAGGCUGUGUGUGUGUGUGUAAUUACCU
Molecule: messenger RNA, 4094 nt
Organism: Procambarus clarkii (red swamp crayfish)
Lineage: Eukaryota; Metazoa; Arthropoda; Malacostraca; Decapoda; Cambaridae
Product: squamous cell carcinoma antigen recognized by T-cells 3
Biological process (GO): RNA processing
Molecular function (GO): protein binding; RNA binding
Source: RefSeq, a predicted model, not a curated record